GCAACAAGCCAACCACAUCGCCUCACGAUGAAAAGCGCCGCUGCAUUCGCCACCUUCCUAGCGCUGGGUCUCUUCGUUGCAUCGGACGAAGUUCAAGCUACACCUUCGCUUCGUGGUCUACGAGUCAAUGCUGAUACCCAAGCAACGGAAGACGAUGAGAGCAGAAAGGAUCACCACCACCACCACGUCAAGAAAGCCGUCAAGAAAGUCAAGAAGAUCGCUAUUCCGGUUCCCGUUCCCGUCGAGGUGCCGCAGCUCAUUCCAGUUCCGGUCAGCGUUCCGUCGGCGGUGGUGGCGAACUCCAACAAUGCUGUUGUAAGCUCGAACAACAAUGUUGUUGCAGCCCCUGGCGCUGCUGCUGCUGCACCGGGUGCUCCCGGACCUGGUGCUCCUGGACCUGUGACUCCAGCCCCGACGAUUCCAGGUGGACGUCCAGCACCAACCCCUGCAGCCACUACACCCGGAAGAUCGAGACCCACACCAGCACCGACUGGCCAGGCCAAUGGAGGAAUUUCUGGUGCUCAACUACCCGCAGCACCAGUCACCGCACCUCAAGGCGGUGCUGCAGGCAUGACCGGAGUUCCACCGUCGCCAGGCUUCGGAGGAAACGGUAACGCGUUCGGAGCUGGACUUGGUGCUCCAGGUGCCGGCAGUGGAAUCCCCGCAAAUGGUGGCGCACUCGCUGGCGGAGUUGGCAGCGGGUUAGCUGCGAACUCGAUGGGAGGAUUCGGUGGAGCGAAUCGGAUGGGUGCUCUUGGUGGCGGCAUGCUCGGCGGUCCUGGAGCUGGUGCUGGUAUGGGCGGGGGCUUCUUCAAUGGAAACGGUGGAGGUGGCUUCGGUCAGCCAAUGGGUGUCGGUAUGCAAGGUGGCAACACGUUUGGUGGCUUCGGUGGUCAAGGCGGCGCAAUGGGGAACUUCAACCAAGCUGGCAACAACGGAUUUGCAGGUGUUGCUGGAGGACAGUUUGGCUUUGGAGGUGCUGCAGCGGGAGGUGGCAAUAGCUUCGGCAGCGCAAAUGCAUUAGGAGGAGGCUUCAAUCGUCGCAAGCGUCGUCGAUGAUCAAUCGCAACUGAGCUGUUUGUACAUAUAGCUAGCAACGAUUUGUACUCGU
Molecule: messenger RNA, 1111 nt
Organism: Phytophthora nicotianae INRA-310
Lineage: Eukaryota; Oomycota; Peronosporomycetes; Peronosporales; Peronosporaceae
Exons: 1
Coding region: 28-1059 (343 amino acids)
Source: RefSeq, a predicted model, not a curated record